Messenger RNA from Elephantulus edwardii (Cape elephant shrew), 1779 nucleotides. RefSeq names its product zinc finger protein 496 (gene ZNF496). Gene Ontology annotation, molecular function: DNA-binding transcription factor activity, RNA polymerase II-specific; RNA polymerase II cis-regulatory region sequence-specific DNA binding. NCBI's taxonomy places the organism in Eukaryota, Metazoa, Chordata, Mammalia, Macroscelidea, Macroscelididae. The transcript is spliced from 7 exons. The record is from RefSeq and is a predicted model, not a curated record. The coding region runs from base 1 to 1779 and encodes 592 amino acids. Gene Ontology annotation, biological process: regulation of transcription by RNA polymerase II.
AUGCCCACAGCCCUGUGCCCCCGAGUCUUGGCUCCGAAGGAAAGUGAGGAGCCCAGGAAAAUGAGGAGCCCACCUGGAGAGAAACCUAGCUCCCAAGGAGAACUCCCCAGUCCAGAGUCCUCCCGACGCCUCUUUCGCCGCUUCCGCUGCCAGGAGGCAGCAGGUCCCCGGGAGGCCCUUCACCGCCUCUGGGACUUGUGCAGGGGCUGGCUGCGACCUGAGAGACACACCAAGGAGCAGAUCUUGGAUCUGCUUGUGCUGGAGCAGUUCCUGGCCAUUCUGCCCCGGGAAAUCCAGAGUUGGGUGCGGGCCCAGGAGCCCGAGAAUGGCGAGCAGGCUGUAGCUGCGGUGGAGACACUGGAACGGGAGCCAGGGAGACCUUGGCAGUGGCUGAAGCACUGUGAAGAUCCUGUGGUGAUCGACGAUGGAGAUGGCCAUCCAGACCAGGAGCAGGAUCAACUGCCCACCGACCCCCAGGGUGAUCUUGCAAAGAGCCAGGAUACCCAGCCCAUAGUCCUGACAGAAGGCACUGGACUCUUGAGCCGACCCUCAGGGCAGCUCAAUGGGGACUCAGAUUCACAAGAUCCUUCCAUUCUUCAGGAAGAGGAUUUGAGAGACAUACAGCAGGUGACUGCCUUCCAGCUGCCUCCGAACCGAGUUUCUUCAUUCAAGGACAUGAUCUUCUGCUUCUCUGAAGAAGACUGGUCUCUUUUAGACCCAGCCCAGACUGGCUUCUAUGGAGAAUUCAUCAUCGGGGAGGAUUGUGGAGUCGCGCUGCCUCCGAGCGACCCAGCUGUCCAGCCAGAUCCCUUCCAAGGGGAGGAGAACGAGCCACGGGUUCCAGAGCUGCAGGACCUCCAAGGGAAAGACGGGCCCCAAGUCUCCUACCUGGAUUUUCAGAGUCUCCAGCCAUUCCAGAUUGAAGAAAGAAGAAGAAAUGAGCCUCAGGUGCCAGAUUUCCAGGCCUGCCAGCAGAUGAUGCUUUCUCAAAACAGUUACCCAGCAGUCGAUGGCGUGCUGACCCCAGAGAAUGGCCUCAACGAGGAAGUGUCCAUCGAGAUCGUCCUGUCCAGCUCAGGGAAGAAGGACUCUCAGAACAGCUCUCACUGCCCAGACGAACCACAGGGCUCUGAGGAGAAGCAGCAUGUCACCCCCAACACCCACAAGAGCAGUUCCGUGGGCUUCCCCGACGUGGAAGGGGCUGUCCAGACCUCCUCCAAGAAGUCCUAUGUGUGCCCUAACUGUGGGAAGAUCUUCCGCUGGAGAGUGAACUUUAUCAGGCACCUGCGGAGCCGCAAGGAGCAGGAGCAGCCUCACGCGUGCUCCGUGUGCGGGGAAGUAUUCAGCGACAGCGAGGACCUGGACGGGCACCUGGAGAUGCACGAGACCCAGAAGCCUUACACAUGCAGUGCCUGCGGGAAGAGCUUCCGCCUCAACUCCCACCUGCUCUCCCACAUGCGGAUCCACCUGCAGCCAGACACCCCCGAGCCCCCAGAAAACAAAGAGCCAGGGCCGUCAGAGCACAAGAGCGGCAGCAGGGCUGCCUCCCUGCUGGAGAAGAGCAAGGGCAAGUUCAGCUUCAAGUGCUGUGACUGUGGAAAAGCCUUCCAGCGGCAUGACCAGUUGGUCCGGCACAGGAACAGCAGCCACACCAAGGACAAGACGAGCGCUUUCCAGUGCCGGUACUGUGUCAAACGUUUCCUGCAGAACUGUGACCUCAUCCGCCAUGAGCGGCUGCACAUGAAGCGACGCUCUAAGCAGGCUUUGAACUCCUACUGA